Diabrotica balteata is the source of this 678-nucleotide messenger RNA. The record is from the annotation of a GenBank genome assembly. NCBI's taxonomy places the organism in Eukaryota, Metazoa, Arthropoda, Insecta, Coleoptera, Chrysomelidae.
GUGUAAUCAACAUGAACUAGUAUGACAGGUCAAGGUUCAACAAUAGUAUCUAUAAAAUUGAGUAUAUAAUAAAUUCCUGGAAGAAUUUUAAAUUAAUUGAGUUCCGUUAUAAAUUAAACAGUAUAAUACCAUGGAUAAAAAAUCGAAACUUGAAUUGCUACGUGCAAAUUUAGCAAGUUAUCCAGAUUUUCCUAAAAAGGGAAUUCUUUUUUGGGACAUAUUUUCUAUUUUAAAAGAGCCAGAACUAUUUCACGUUUUAAAAGAUCUGCUUAUUGAGACAGUGAAGGAAAUUCAACCACUUCCAGAAUGUAUUGUCGGCCUCGAUGCUAGAGGAUUCCUAUUUGGGCCUCUUUUGUCUCUAGAGUUUAAUAUACCAUUUGUACCUAUACGAAAACCGGGAAAGUUGCCUGGAGAUCUUAUCACUAGCACCUACAAGAAAGAAUAUGGAGAAGAUUCCUUAGCACUGCAGUUAAAUAGUAUAACAGAUGGUCAAAGAGUUUUAAUCAUUGAUGAUCUCUUAGCAACUGGAGGAACUUUAGAAUGUGCUGUUCAAAUGGUACAAAAGGCAGGGGGUAAUGUUAUAGCCUGCUUAGCACUCAUAGAAUUAGAAGAAUUGAAUGGUAGAAAAUUAAUAAAGAACGAUAUUAUAUCUUUAAUUAAAAUAUAGUUUUAAAUAUU